AUGGGUCCGGAGGUGCACGACAAUAGGUUGGCACAAGCAUUUUGCAAGACGCUAUUUGGCCUCUUGAAGGGCGAUGUAAAGGACAUGGAUAUGGCUGUUUUUGGGGCGGAUGGCUAUAACUUUGUGGGGUUUCUCGUUGUGCGAGUAGCCUUGGUCAAGUACAAACCGCUCUAG
Molecule: messenger RNA, 174 nt
Organism: Peronospora matthiolae
Lineage: Eukaryota; Oomycota; Peronosporomycetes; Peronosporales; Peronosporaceae
Source: the annotation of a GenBank genome assembly